Portunus trituberculatus (swimming crab) is the source of this 477-nucleotide messenger RNA. Its product is annotated as serine protease inhibitor dipetalogastin-like. Gene Ontology annotation, molecular function: protein binding. The record is from RefSeq and is a predicted model, not a curated record. Lineage: Eukaryota; Metazoa; Arthropoda; Malacostraca; Decapoda; Portunidae. The transcript has 4 exons. The coding region runs from base 1 to 477 and encodes 158 amino acids.
AUGUCUGAGUUCACGCUGAACAGGACAGUGCUGAGGACACCGUCGAUGUUGCCAGACAACGGCACUGGCGACCCUUGUGCUGGCUUCGUCAUCUGCGAUAGGAUCUACACUCCCGUGUGUGGCAGUGACAGCAAGACUUACGGCAAUAAAUGUGGACUGGUGACUGAACAUUGCUUCUUCAAUCCAGCCCUGACAGUGGCGUACGAGGGCGAGUGUGAAGAGGAGGCCACGGAGGCUGCAGAGGUGGUACCGACAACGCCAAAUACUCGUGAUGAGCAAGUCCAUAACGCCGUGAGCCAGGCAAAUACGCCAAACAACUUCCUGGCUCUACCUACCGUCGUUAAGCACUACAUUACCAAAGUAUGUGAAACUUUCCAAGAUCUCAACAUCCUCGCCACACGCAUGGACAGACUGUACUGUUUCAUCCAGAAACCCACGGAGAUGCAGAAGAAUCCAAAGUGUCUCUCGAUGUACUGA